Hyla sarda is the source of this 2013-nucleotide messenger RNA. Its product is annotated as bactericidal permeability-increasing protein-like. The transcript has 16 exons. The record is from RefSeq and is a predicted model, not a curated record. Bases 259 to 1737 code for a protein of 492 amino acids. Gene Ontology annotation, molecular function: lipid binding. NCBI's taxonomy places the organism in Eukaryota, Metazoa, Chordata, Amphibia, Anura, Hylidae.
AUAAGCAGAUAUGGCUACAGCGCCCCCACCUGGGGAGGUAGAAAGUCUGAAUCGACUAUUGUUUAUCUUGGAAUGGGGCAUGUGUGUUCUCUUUCCUCUGUGUUAUGUCACUAUUUCUUGGCUGCACCUCCUCCCUCAUGCAGUUUCUGCUUUCAGUUUUAGUGUAUUUUGCACCAUCAGACGAGAAAGUGUGUCCAAGCUGAAGCUGAGACACCUACACCAGGGAGAUCUGCGCCUGGAGAGGACUAUUAACAGGUAAUGGAGCUCAGUCUGAUCCUUCUCACCUUUGUUUUCAUCCUGUCUAAAGCCAAAACUACUGACCCUGGAGUAAAGGGAAGGCUGACCCUAAAGGGCCUACAGUAUGCUUGGCAGGUGGGCUUAGAGGAGAUGCAGAAGAGGCUGGAGACUGUUCAGAUCCCUGACUUUAGUGGCUCUGUCUCUGUUGCCGUCCUUGGUAACAUUCACUAUUAUGUUACAAAGUUACAGAUACAGAAUCUGGAUCUCUCCUCUUCAGAUAUUUCAUUCUCACCUGACACUGGAAUUAGUGUCUCCAUCAACAAUGGGCAAAUCCAUGUGACGGGACUCCUAGAGAUCCAAAACUGGCUCUUCUACGCGUCAUCCUGGUUGGAGCUGAGCAUCCAAGGUCUGACACUGGACGGUGUUCUGGGGAUCACUAGUGAUGAUAGUGGACAUGGAGCUGUAUGGAAUGCUGGGUGUGCCUCCAGUGUCGAAUAUGUCAACCUUUGGUUCCAUGGAGGAGCUGGGUGGCUAUUUGACAUGUUUAAAAACUCAAUCAUGGGACCCAUACAUGAUGCUCUACACCAUCAGAUUUGUCCUGAGUUUACAAAAACAGUUGAACAUAUGGAAAAAAUUCUAAGCAACUUCCCAGUUUCCUUACCUGUGGACCAAGUUUCCUCAUUUGAGAUCUCAUUGCUGGGUCCUCCAAACAUCACAGAGAAGAGCUUUGAUCUCCUGGUGAAGGGUGAGUUUGUGGGUCGGUCCCAUCACUGGGAUCUGCCAUUUCCUCCAGAAAAGCUUGUUCUGCCAGACAUUGACUCCCGCAUGCUGCUUCUGGCACUGUCUGAGUUCACCGCAAACUCUGCCAUGUUUGUGCACUAUAAAGCUGGGGCGUUGGGAAUAAAUAUCACUGAUGACAUGAUCCCGAAGCAAUCUCCCCUGCGCCUAAAUGUGAAGAAUCUAGCCAUGUUUGUGCCAGAGCUCCCCAGAUAUUUCCCGGACUCCCCACCGCUUCUCCUUGAAGUAUCGGCCCAAUCAGCCCCAACCGUCAGCUGCCAGCCAGAUUCCCUAACCGUGCAGGUGUCUGCAGACAUCCAAGCCUUUGUCACGUACCCAAACCAGACACAAAUUCCUAUAUUUCAGAUGCAGGCGAACUCAGUUACAGCGGUCAAUGUGGUCUUAUCCGAAGAGACAAUGGGAGCAACCAUAUCAGUAAAAAAUUUUUCACUGACACUGGUUCAUUCCAGCGUGGGCCCUGUCAAGAUGGAUGAUCUGCAGAGAAUGCUGAACCUUGGCCUGAGAAUAAUGACCCCAGUGCUGAAUGAGCGGCUGAGAAGAAUGUUCCCACUGCCAACACCUUUGGUCCAUCUCCAGGACCCUGUCGUUCGUGUACUGCAGGGAUAUAUAGUCCUCAUGACUGAUCUCCAGGUGACGCCAUUCUCUCGCUAUUACAUGAACCCGGAAAAUCAUCUCUACAGCGAGCACUUCAUUGUGCUCUGAGCGGCAGCUUUCAGCCCUAAGAGAUUAGUACAAUCAAUAGAUAAUCAAUAUCACUGGGGAAUCCAUGAACAGCUAAUAUGAUCAUAAGAAUAAAGUUACUGUACAAUUCUUUCUAUUGUUCUCUGCUAUCAGCCAUUACAGGCUGGGAAGAUACUGGCUGGUUAGAAUCAGCUUUUUAAACCUUGAAAUCCUACAAAGCAUGAACAAGCAGGGCUGCAGUGUAAAGUAUGGUGUAUAACCCAGAAUAAUAAAGUUUACACAGGAUUGGUAUCUGGA